AUGGUUUUGAGACAGCGCCAGCGAGUUUCCCAGCGCGUGCCGAAGGCCUGUCAAGAGUGCACCCGUCGCAAGGUCCGCUGUGACAAGACAGUGCCGUGCUCCAGAUGCCGCCGACUAAAAAAGACAUGCUCACGCGAAGAUGUCUUGACUACAAAAGUAGCAGCACGGAAUGUCCGCACUGGAGACGAGGCUACGUUUUUGCGCCGGCUUCGGAGGAUUUUGGCCGACGAUGGCAGCACAGAAGAGGCGCAAGCUUUGGUCGAGAAGCGUCUCUAUGAAGUCGCCGAAGGAGCUGUCCAGGAUGCGUCAGGGGAAACUGAAGAGGCGGCGUUGAAAGAAGCUCCCCCAGACGCUUCACUGGCUGUGCGGACCUUGGAAUCGCUGGUUUGGUCGCGCCAGAGCACGUCGUGCUACCCUCAUCGCAGCGGGUGCCGCUGUGCACAGCAUCGAGGUGGACUUCUGUUGGUCGAAUUCCACAUCGAGCACUUGUGGUGGCAUCACAACGCGCUGCACGCGACUACAUUUCUCAAUCAGUGCAGCAUCUUUUGGGGUACCGGCCAAGUCACCCACCGAAUGUGGUUGGCACUCUAUUUGUCCAUCAUCAGUUCGACGUUGUGGACACUCGUGAAUAGCCGUACGCACCGCCGCCGGGUGAACAUAGAUUUCAACGAAAACGUAAUUGCCAAGCAGUUCAAAGAGCUUCUAAGAACAUUGUACACAGAAGACUUUAUGUCCGAUCCCUCCAUGUACUCGAUUCAGGCUAUUGCCAUAUCUACGAGAUAUGCGCAUAACAUCGGUUUCAGCGAUUCCAUCACAAACUUGCUUGCUUCAGCGGUCGGACUCGCUCAGGCCAUGGGGCUACACCGCAUCAAGAGUGGUGAAGCGGACGAUCAACAGUCAAUCGUCACUCCACACGAGCCAAUCGAGUUUGAGAAUGGAAAGAGGCUAUGGUGGCAGCUGGUUGUUCAGGAUUAUUUCGCCAUCCCGUUUACAGAAAGUUACUUGAUUAGUCGAAAGCACUUUACAACCCCGAUCCCGAUUAAUUGCAAUGAUGAUAUGCUAGAGCUGGCCGAAGAUAUCAUCACUUUGUAUAUUGUUUGGCUGCCGACCGCUCGUCGAACGCUAGCCAUCUCUGUUGCCGACAAGGUUGUCAUGCUGCAUCGCCCGUUUCUUCUACAGGCAUUUAGGACGUCGGCGCUCCCCGACGUAAAGCAGACCUGCCUUUCCGCGGCGGUGACUAUCCUUCUCGAGCAUGGGAAUGCAACUUCAACAUCCGAGGAAACGCCCUCUGUCUGGACACAGUCUGCCUUCUGCACUACUGCCACCGUCGUUCUCGGACUGGAGCUGCUCUACGGCCAGACGGGCCCUGAUUCCAAGCACGAUGGAUAUCUUACUAUCCUGAGAGAUGCGUCGGAGCGCUUGGAGAAGCGGCGCUGUGAUAUGAUGGCGAUAAAGUGUGGUAGGCUCAUACAUGCUUUUCUGGAAGCGCACGAUGAUCUCGCUGUGUCUGAGCAGCUCACCCCUGGGCGCGAGCGUGUACAUCUCGCGGACAACAUCAUCCGCGAUCACCGACUCAUGUCCCAGGUUGUCUCUGUGGAAGCUACAGAGGCUGAUCUCAAGUCCGACGGAUUAUCGUCGAAUUGGAUGCUCUACAACGAUAUCUCCCUGGGGCCGGAGCAGUUUGCUUUCGACUUUGAUGCUUGGUACAAUCAAAUAUUUACCUGA
Molecule: messenger RNA, 1725 nt
Organism: Akanthomyces muscarius
Lineage: Eukaryota; Fungi; Ascomycota; Sordariomycetes; Hypocreales; Cordycipitaceae
Exons: 9
Coding region: 1-1725 (574 amino acids)
Biological process (GO): DNA-templated transcription; regulation of DNA-templated transcription
Molecular function (GO): DNA binding; zinc ion binding; DNA-binding transcription factor activity, RNA polymerase II-specific
Source: RefSeq, a predicted model, not a curated record